Molecule: messenger RNA, 489 nt
Organism: Aspergillus melleus
Lineage: Eukaryota; Fungi; Ascomycota; Eurotiomycetes; Eurotiales; Aspergillaceae
Exons: 1
Coding region: 1-489 (162 amino acids)
Source: RefSeq, a predicted model, not a curated record
AUGCUCCCCACCAAUCUAGCCCUCCAAGUCCUAAUCCUCGCCCCGCAACUCAUCUCCCUCUCCUCCACACCAACGCCCGACCUCACCAUUACAACAACAAUCCACAAUCCCUCCACCAGUCCUAUUACCGUCUUGAAAUGGAACACACCGCUAGAUCCGCGCGCCGGCGUCCUCGGCGUAUUCGACAUCCACGACGAAGUCGAGGACCAGAACGUACCCAUCGACAUUGUCAAGUUCAACCGGAAACUUCCUCCCUCGGAGGAGGAUCUCGUGGAGAUCGCGCCCGAGAGUUCGGUGAAGGUUGAAGUGAGACUGCCACCAGUCAAGCUGCAGGCGGGGCGCGAGUAUAGUGUUAAGGCGAAAGGGAGGUGGCAUGGCGUAUGGGAGGGGAAGAAGGGGGAUGUAAACGGUGGAAAGUUGGAGGGAUUAGACGGGAAGGCCCAGGGAGGGGACUUUGAGUCAAAUGUGGUGAAUGUGAAGGUCGAGUGA